AUGAGCAGUCAGUUACAACAAGUAUGGUUUUCUCAGUUUUAUGAACCAUCCAGUCGAGGUAUUUAUCCUCCGAAAACAUCAGUAACACCAGUACAACCAUUCAUACCAGCGACGUCGUCUAGUAAAAAAUCUGCUGAUCCAUCGUUAUCAGCGUCAUCAUCUCAACUGAUUAGAUCUGAUGUAAGGGAGUCACAAAAUGUGCCUACAAACAACAAGAACAAAAAACAAUUAAAGUAUAGUGCUUUAUAUUUACAUGUUAAAAAGUCAACACGUUAUUUCUGA
Didymodactylos carnosus is the source of this 282-nucleotide messenger RNA. The record is from the annotation of a GenBank genome assembly. NCBI's taxonomy places the organism in Eukaryota, Metazoa, Rotifera, Eurotatoria, Philodinida, Philodinidae.